UCAUCUAUUUAGUUAAAAAUUUAUUUAAGUGUCAGUCUUUCUCGCUUCAAGUUAUAAAAUAAUUGACACGCUUGUUGGAAAAAGCGAGAAAUGUGGUAUUUCUUGACAUCAUUUAUUUUUCUUCUCAUAGCAAAAGAUAUUACGUCAAACCGAUGUCCUACAGUAUUUCAUUCAACUCCUCAUUGUUUUUGUGAAGGACUUUUUUCUCCUGACAAAAUAAAUAUUUAUUGUGCCAAACCCAUAAUAGAAACAAAUACCGAUGAAAUAAAAUUCUUUCAUCUAAAAUUUUUUGAUAAUGAAGUAAAACUAAAUUGUUCUCAUUCACCAGAUUGGUCGAAAUUUAAUUAUAAUUUUCAAAAAUACGCACAAGAACGUAAGGUAUUUACUCUAAAGCAUUGUACUUUUGAACAAAAUACCAAUCUAAGCAAAUUCGCUAAAAUGAUUAAUGCAAUAAAUGUCGAAGAAAUACAUCUAACAGAUAACACCAUUCAAUUGAAUACUAUUGGUUUUAAUAAAAACUUAUUUCAAGGAUUUGACGAAAUAAAAAUUCUUCGCAUUACCAAUAAUUUAAAUUUGACAACAAUUAAUAGUGAUUUAUUUGAAUUUUUGCCACAUCUUGUAAAUCUUCAUCUAGUCAACAAUAAUUUAAAGAGGAUACCGGAAAAUCUUUUUGGAUAUCUUCCAAAUCUUAAUAUUCUACGAUUAAGCAGAAAUAAUAUUCAAUCUUUGUCAUCAAAUUCCUUUCAGAAUCUAACUGCAUUAACAUAUUUGGAUUUAUCCUACAACAAAAUAAACGAUCUACAACCCAAUAUUUUUGAUGCAAUGAUUAAUUUGAAAAUUCUUUUACUUGAUAACAAUAAUUUUACAUGGCUGCCAGAAUACGCUUUCAAGAAAUUAACGAAUUUAAAAUAUCUUGAUUUAACGUCAACUGGUUUAAUAUCAUUAUUAGAAACUGUAUUUCGAAACAAUAAGAAACUCACGUCACUUAAUUUGAAAAAUAAUCAAUUAAAAACAUUACCAAGCAAAAUAUUCCACGAAUUAAUUAAUCUAGAAACAUUAAAUAUUUGCAAUAAUCAAAUGGAACAGAUACCACAGGAUAUAUUUUCCAAGCUUGUAAAUCUUACUUCUCUUAAUCUUAGUGGGAAUCAAUUUAAAUUUUUUGGCGAUUUCACCUUUCAAAAUUUAAUUAAUCUUCAGAAUUUGAAUCUUCGUCAUAAUCAACUCGAUAAUCUUGCUGAUUCCAGAUUCGAGAGAAGGCAAAUGCAAGAUUUUCUUAUUACUUCAGAGCUAUUUCAAAGAAGUGAUUGGAAAAAUAAUUAUCCUCUUGUUUCAAUAAUUUUCAAUUGUUUUAAUCUAAUUCAUCUAGAUCUUGCAUAUAACAAUAUUCAAAAGAUACAUGACGAUUGGUUUCUAUUGUCUAAACUAAAAUUACAAUCUUUGAACCUAACUCAUAAUAGAAUAUCUGAAUUAAAUUUUGACCAAGGUUUGAUACAAAAAGAAGUUUUUUAUAUUGAUUUGUCUCACAACGAAAUAGUUGGUAUAGUACCCACCAAUUUCUCAGAUAUAAAAAUUGUAUCCCUAGUUCCAAUAACUGUGAUUAUAAAUGACAAUCCCAUUAAUUGCGAUUGUAAAACUAUAGAUCUAUUGCGUUAUAUGAAUUUUGAAAUAAAACAUUUGGUGGUAAGCAUUUUGAACAUAGUAUCGGAAAAUUUAAAAUGUCAACGUCCAGAGAAACUAAAGGGACGUUUGUUUUCUUCAUUGCGAUCUAGUGAAUUAUCUUGUGAGUUAUCACUUAAUCAAUGCUACAAUAGUUGCUGUAAUAAAAAAUGUAAUGUUAAUGUUCAAUUUGAAAAACGUAUAUGUAAUGAUGAAACUAAUGUAAAAAUGAAACAAAUUCAUAAAUUCAACUGCACUAACAGAUAUCUCAAAACACUUCCAAAGGACAUGUGUAUAUUUCCAGAAACAUAUGUAGAACUAGAUUUGACAAAUAAUGAAUUGAAAGAAAUUCCAGUUUUUGACAAUGAAGAUUAUUAUGAUACAGUGACGAAAUUAAUUUUGUCCAACAAUUUAAUUAACAACUUUCGAGGUAUUUCAUCGUAUAAAAAUCUCGAGAUUUUGGAAAUUAAUAAUAAUCAACAGAUAGCAUGGGAUAUAACUGAGAAUGAAAUUAAUGAAAUAAGUAAAAUGAAGCAUCUGCAGCAAAUUUCCUUACACAGGAGUCUAUUUGUGUGCAAUAGUAAUAUAAAUAAUUUAAUAAAUUAUAGAAUGUUUACAUUAAUUUCGAAUGUUCGACAAUUAUCUUGUGUGCAGCCUGUUACAAAGGAAUUAAUUUAUCCCUUUGAAACAUUAAUAUUGUCACGAUAAAAAAUCGAGGCGCAUGAUUAAGGAGGUUCAUCCCUUCAAGCAGUACUCAUUCUAUUAGGGGUUUUCCGUAAGUUUAAAACCGACAGCUAUAGUUCAUAAAAGUUGAGCUCCACUGGCCAAUUUAGAGGUUAAUUUGCCGUUUCUCCUCUUCUUUCUUUUAUUUACAUGGGAUAAGUUCAAAAGUUGCUAACUUUGAUUAACAUUUACUUCACAACCAAACGGUAAAAAAAUUUCAUAUUUUUGUAAAGACUGUUAAAACUCAUAAUUUAAAACAUAUUAGUUUUUGAAAAAAAUCUGUAGAACCGUUUUUUUUUUAAUUAAUGAAAAUAUGGUCAUUUUUCAUGUUUUUUCACUGUUCCCAUGUAAAACUUCAAACUUUAUCAAUUUUUAUCUUGAAAAUGAUACGGUAAAAUUCAAUAAAAUUUGAACAACACAUGUAAAGUGAUGUCAAUAAUACAUCUUAAAAAUUUUUAAAAAAUCUGUAGAAAAUCGAUUUUGGGAUGAACCUCCUUAAACCACAAAUUUGUUUUUUCAAAUUUUUAUUUUCUCGAAAAUCGUUUUAUUUAAAAGGAAUUGACUAUAUAAUUUUUUCAAUUCGCUACAAUAAUAAUUAUGAGAAAUGAUUAUUCGAUGAAUUGAAAAUUAUAAAAAAUGUUCUUUCGAAGUUAAAAAAUUCUUUGUCAAAUAAUAAUUUGAAAGUAUUUUUAUCAUAUAAUCUGAAUAUUCGAAUUGAAAAAAUUAUAGUCAAUUCCUUUUAAAUAAAACGAUUUUCGAGAAAAUAAAAAUUCGAAAAAAAACAAAUUUGGGGUUUAAUCAUGGGCCUCAAAACUUCAUUAUAAUUUUAAUCUCUUGGUCCUAAACAGAAUUUAAUGAUAUAAGGUCAGUUGGGGUAAAUGGGGACAAGAGGUGUUAGAACUUAAUUUACAGUUUUAAAAUUAAGUUCAACGUCAAUAUUUUAACCUCAGAUCACCUACAAGAGGAUUUGAGUAUUACCAAGCUUUUAUCCUGACAGUUGGCAGCAAGAUAAUUCAAGUUAUCGCUCAAUGCAUAAAAACUUCAAAAUCAAAGUCAAACUUUUUCAGUAUUUUGUCUCGCAUUUCAAUGAAAACAGGCUUAAAAAUCAUACCAAAUUUUUUUCUUAUUCCUUAUGACUCCUAUAACAGAAAUUCACUUGAAUUUCUUAUUUUUAUCAAUUUGGUUAAUAAUAACAAGCUGUCCCCAUUUACCCUAAGAAUUUUCAAAACUCGGGGUAAAUGGGAACAGCUUGUUAUUAUUAACCAAAUUGACAAAAAUCAAAAAUUCAAGUGAAUUUCUGUUAUGGGAGUCAUAAGGAAUAAGAAAAAAUGUUUGUAUUAUUUUUAAGUCUGUUUUUUUUUUCAAAUGCGAUACAAAAUACUCAAAUAAAAAAAAAAAUUUCAAUUGGUUCAACUAUUAUAUAUCUAAUACAAUUUUUUUUCAAGUUUUUCAUCCCUUAAUACAGUAAUAUAAUUAAGGAAACUUUUUUCUUAAACCUUUUUUUUAGAAACUAUGCUCUCCCCAUUUAACCCAAAUUUUAUGAAAUUUUCUAAAUCUUGGGGUAAAUAGGGACAGUCAGUUUCAUGCGUUUAAAUCUUUUCUAAAUUUUUUCUGCUGCAUAAAAUUAAUCCUGGGAACGUAAAUAACAACUUAAAAAAAAUAAACCCGCAAAUAUUACCUUUUAAAGAAAGAAACUUACGUAAUUUGUGAAAAAUAGGGAUUUUGUCCGCAUUUACCCCAACUGGCCCUACUUAAAAAUUUAAAUAAAUUUUCGACUAUAACAAUUUUUUCUGCAAAAAAAUGUAUAUAUAGAUUUUUUUAUUUACACUUAUUUAAUUUUUAAAUAAAUAAUGAAAAAUUUGUGUUAACUUACACAAAAGAGAAAUAAAAUAAAAUAACAUUUGUCAUAUAACUUAAAGACAAGAGACGUAUGAAUAAGCUCUAAAAUUAAUAUGUUACAAUUUCCAUUUGAUAGGACUUCAUUACUCAGUAUUUAUUUUUAGCAGAAUUUUGAGAAAUAUUAUUUAACAGAAAUUCCAUUUAACAGAAUUUAGAUUUUACAGAGACAGAAUAUUAAAAAAUUCUUUUAUAGUCGACUUUUCAUUUGUUCGAAUUUAAUUUUUACAGAAAUCUUAAAAUGGUGAAAAUUUGUAUUUUACAGAACUUUUAUUUGUUCGAAUAAAUAUAUCUGACAGAAGAAUUGAUGCGCAAACUUUUAAAUUGACCUCAGAAUUCGAAUAAAUGAAAAUUCAUUUGAAAGAAAAUUAAAUGCAACGAAAUUCUACCCAAUAAAAGUUCUUUAAAAUGCCUAUUAUGUAAAAUGAAAACAAGAGAAAAUAAAAAUUCUGACAAAUAAAAAUUCGAACUAAUUUUUAGAACAUAUUUAUGGAUUAUUUUUUUUGGUUAAAUAAUAAUUAGAAGAAAUUCUUGCCUCAAAAAUAACUGAAUAAAAAAAUAAGAACCAUAUAGGAAAAUUUAAUAAUACAAAAA
Molecule: messenger RNA, 4869 nt
Organism: Leptopilina boulardi
Lineage: Eukaryota; Metazoa; Arthropoda; Insecta; Hymenoptera; Figitidae
Product: protein slit-like
Exons: 5
Coding region: 91-2364 (757 amino acids)
Molecular function (GO): protein binding
Source: RefSeq, a predicted model, not a curated record